GAAGUACACUGAUGCUUAUGGGUAGUUUGCUGUGGAAAUAGGCAGAGUGCGGCUGAACAGGCAAUUCAUGCAGUGUUUUCACAGCAUCAACAGCAUUACGCAUUUACAAAAGCAACCAAAAGACUAAUCAUGGCUGUAACUAGAGCACAGUCGGCGAAUAUACUUCAACAGAAUGUCAAGAUAGCAAUAAACAAAGAAAAUCCAGACCUGAAAGCCUUGACGACGAAAACAAAUGGGCUUGGUCUGGCCACUCGUCCAGUGUCGCAUGCUGGUCAAAGAUCUGCUCUCGGGGACAUUCGUAACAAAGUGUCUGCUAUAUCAAUAGACCAAAGUAAAAAACAGGCUGCCAUAAAAAAAGAAAUAGUUCAAUUGUCAAAUAAACUUCAAUCGCAACAAUCCUUGGUGCUAAACAAAACAAAAGCCACAUCUUCCCUCAAAUCAUUGAUAGAGACGCAAACAGACUACGCCAAUCAUGUUCAUCUGGAUGCAGAGGAACCUGUUCACAAGCCAGAACCAAAAAUUCCUGAUGUGUUACGGUCAAUGCCCUCACAGCCAUCUACAGUGUCCUUAAUUCCACCUACGAUACCAGAAUGUAUGGACAUCAGCGAUGACAAACCAGAGGCAUUCUCUAAAGCGCUUCUCAAGGUGCAAGACAUAGAUGCAAAUGACAAAGAAAACCCACAGUUAGUCAGCGAAUAUGUGAAUGACAUCUACGACUACAUGAGGCAUUUAGAGGAGAAGUACACAGUACAACCAAACUACUUGGAAGGACAGGAGGUGUCCGGUAAGAUGAGAGCCAUCCUCAUUGACUGGCUGUGUCAGGUCCACCACCGGUUCCAUCUACUACAGGAGACCCUCUACCUCACAGUGGCCAUUAUCGACAGAUUCCUACAGUUAUGUCCUGUACCCAGAAAUAAGCUUCAGUUAGUGGGAGUGACGUGUAUGUUAAUAGCAUCAAAAUACGAGGAAAUGUAUGCGCCAGAAUUGGCCGACUUUGUGUACAUCACAGACAAUGCUUAUCAAAAGAAAGACAUUCGUGACAUGGAAGCCAAAAUUCUCCGGGCAUUAGAUUUCAACAUGGGAAAGCCUCUGUGUUUACAUUUUCUACGACGAGAUUCCAAAGCUGGACAGGUGGAUGCCAUGAAGCACACACUCGCCAAAUACCUGAUGGAGUUGACCAUCGUAGAAUAUGACAUGGUGCAUUAUAACCCGUCUGAAAUCGCUGCUGGUGCUCUCUGUCUUUCUAUGUUGCUCCUCGAUGGCAGCAAAUGGACGGACACAUUAAGUCACUACAGUUCCUAUUCAGAAAAAACUCUGAUGCCCAUGGUCCACAAGUUAUCAACUCUAGUCAUCAAAGCUGAAAAAAGCAAGCUCACGGCGGUAAGAACAAAAUAUGCAAGUUCAAAGUUCAACAAAAUCAGCACCAUCUCGGAGCUACAAUCUCAAACAUUAAUAGACUUGGCAGCCGCUGCAGAGCCAGCAUCCUGAGGCUACGUACUGAAAUCAUUUCCCCUUAUGAGCAUUUCCUGUGAUGAACUUUGGUAUGGUGUCGUUGACACUUGUGAGCCGAGAGUUGACCCGAGUGAACAUUUCCGAUGCCAAGCCGAACACUCUAAAACUUAAGGAUACAUGAGGAAGUCUGUGUUUGAUUGGUUGAUGCACAUGGAUGGAGUUAUGACGUGUUUUUCACCAGUAUUGGCUAUGGCCGAAAUUGCAUGCAAGAAUUCCCCGAAAGGGAGGCGAUGUCCAAUUGUUGAUGUGUGUAAAUGUUAAUGUAUGAAUGUGUCUGCAUGUAUGAACUGCUGUUAGCGAUGAAUGGUGCGUGAAUGAAUUUUAAGAUAUAUCACAAAUAUUUUUUUACAGCGAGUGUGUAGGGAGAAUUGUCUGGAGGAGGAACAAGUUGACUGAUCAUGACACAAAAAUCCUUGAAAAAAUUAUUUCUAAAAAUUCCUUCACAAAAAAUGCGAAGUAUUUGCAGAUUGUGUAGAAUUUGACAGACAUAAAUUUUCCAAAGAUGAAAUGUAAUUCUUAUACAAAGGAACAGUAAAUUUUAGAACGUGUAUGCAAGUUUAUCUGGCUUUCUGCCAUUUCUGUCUCAUAAGGAAGUGUUCCUUUUUUACAUUAAUAAUGAUCUCCGAUGUAUUGGUCAAAGUAAUCAGUUUGUCCCAAAUGCAUUUUUUUAAAGAUUUUACAAAUUUCUGAAUUUGUGUACAACACCUUUUUAUGUUUGAAAAUUUUACAUUUUGUUUUCAAAUAUUGUUAAAUUCGGUUCUCGAAACCAUGCUUACAAUGACUAGUGCAAAACUUAAAUAUGCAGGAAAAAAGCCAGAUGAACUUGUAUAAUCUACUUGUCAACGUAUAAAUGAAUUAACAAGAAUGAUACAUUCAAGCAGAAAAUUAAUAUAAUAAUCUAGAACGUCGAGGAGAAAAAUCUUAAUUAUAAAUAGUUAUCUUGAUUGAUAUAUAUAGAAAAAAAAUCAUGGACGUAAAAUUUCUUGUAUAUGAGAAAAGUUUUUGGAUAAUAUAUAUUUUUGAUUAUUUAUCAGGCAUUUUACAUGGACACCAAAAGUAUGCUUAAAUGUUAAUCAUGAUAUGAUUUCUUUAAAUUGAAUUGUGGAAUUUUGGUGGCGGAGUAUUCAUUUUCCAGAUUUGGGGAGGGGGACAUUAUUGUUUGAGUAAAUCAGGGUAUUCCGUGUCUAUUUAGGAACGUAACUUAGAGGAGCCGGUCAACACUCAUUCAGCAUUGGUUGUACUGGCAGCCCCAAUUUAGUCUUUCAUGAUAUUAUGUACAUUCGCCAUUAAUUUAUUUAUCAUGCGGUCAUUAAUUAGGAGUCUUUAGGUAGUUGGAUUGUCCUGACCCCAAACAUCUGACAACACUCAAAUUGUUUAGCUUAGCAUACAGUGAAAUGUGAAGAAGAAAAAUAGAUAAAUUUUAUUGCAUUUUGCAGUAUAAAUAAAUGAGAAUUAGUACUCCAGUUUUACAAACAAAUUUUCAAUUACCUUAUCGCACAAAAAACUAAUUCUUUCUUUGGCACAAUUUUUUUUUUUUUCUUUCUUUUUUAUGAGUUUCCAUAAUUUUCGGAAGUCAUAUUUAUAUAUAUACUUUAGAAUUGUGUUGAUAAAGUCCAUAUAAAAGUGAAGUGAAAAAAAGCUAAUGUCUAGUAUCUGUUGUUUGGGGUUACAAGAUAAUCCGGCUGUUAGAUAUUGAUUUGAUAGUACAAUUUGUUGGUCUGUCUUAGUUUUUAAAGUAGCAUGCAUAUCCAAACAUUAUUACCAUUGUAUAUACAUGUAUAUUUAAUUUGAAAUAAAAAUAUAAAAUAAAA
Messenger RNA from Pecten maximus, 3323 nucleotides. RefSeq names its product G2/mitotic-specific cyclin-B-like. Gene Ontology annotation, cellular component: nucleus; cytoplasm; cyclin-dependent protein kinase holoenzyme complex. Gene Ontology annotation, molecular function: cyclin-dependent protein serine/threonine kinase regulator activity. The transcript has 8 exons. Bases 130 to 1488 code for a protein of 452 amino acids. The record is from RefSeq and is a predicted model, not a curated record. NCBI's taxonomy places the organism in Eukaryota, Metazoa, Mollusca, Bivalvia, Pectinida, Pectinidae. Gene Ontology annotation, biological process: regulation of cyclin-dependent protein serine/threonine kinase activity; mitotic cell cycle phase transition.